Molecule: messenger RNA, 6842 nt
Organism: Umbelopsis ramanniana AG
Lineage: Eukaryota; Fungi; Mucoromycota; Umbelopsidomycetes; Umbelopsidales; Umbelopsidaceae
Exons: 28
Coding region: 28-6711 (2227 amino acids)
Biological process (GO): calcium ion import across plasma membrane
Cellular component (GO): membrane; voltage-gated calcium channel complex
Molecular function (GO): high voltage-gated calcium channel activity; calcium ion binding
Source: RefSeq, a predicted model, not a curated record
GUUUCUUUUAUAACCUGUCAUUUUUCUAUGCCGAAGGAGAAGAGUAGAAAGUCCUCAAACGAAUUGGGGACCGUCCCAUUACAUCCACUGGCCCACUGGCAGUCGAUACGCUCUCCCACCUUCCUAGUCGAAGCGCCACAACCUCAAGAUAACUCCAGUACUGGAAAAUGGUUACAAACACAGAAUAUGCCAAUGGCACAUGACGUCCCUCCACAGAACAAAGUCGAUAGAACUACGGCGGAAAAAGGAAUCGGUCAACCACUUACAAAAGAUCUAUUGCGAAGAAAGGACAGAAUAGAUAGGUUUGCAGAGGAAGUUUUCCGCCCUCAAAUUGAACAGUUUGAGAGGCAAGCUUCUUUUUCCAGACCCAAUAUAAAGAGGAGAUAUUCUUUAGAUUUCAACAACUUGGAAUCUGGAUUUGCCGACGACGCCAGAUCGUCGACGACCAGUUCGCCGUUACUUAAACAUACAACUCGUAACUCUUCUAUGCUCAGUAUCGACAGGUCAUCUAUAUUUCGAAGCGAUCAAAGCGACAUAUUCAAGAACAAUAUUGCCAUGGGCUCCAUGGCUACAACGCCAUCGCGAGCCAACUCGGAAAUAUCUGAAGACGAAGACGAUACAAUGGAUGAUACCGAAGCUAUCAAUCACAUUUGGUUACAGUUGCCACGAUGGUCGACCAAUUCUGGCUUUACUUCCAUGCUAUACCGGAUUGCUUCUCGUUGUGUACGUUCCCGACAAUGCGAAAACAUUCAAUUUUUGCUGGACCUAUCAUCAGACAGUAUAAAGCAGGCGGCGUUGAACAUUGGUGCUGUGCACGAAUUUCGAAAUGCAUAUAUUCGAGAUCAUGCACUCCACCGGCAAGAACAGCGUAGAUCAUCCAUACAUAACAACAACCGAAAUGAUUUUUAUGCGCCCAGUAUUCUAUCCGUGAAUACCAAUGUCAGUGGCCACAGCCAUUAUAAUGUAGAAGGGGGAAAUGCAGACUCCAUACAUAUGACACCUCGCUAUCAAUGGAGCAAUCCUAGCAGUAAAUCUUUUCAUAUAACGCCGAGAAGUAGUGUAUCAUCAUUAGCACUGUCCAGUCCGAAGUUAACCGAUAAGAGGAUUUCCGGAAGCUCAGCAUCUAUCAACCAGGGACGGAGAAGCUGUGAUGUGGUGCAACAUGAUAGCCUACAAUCGAUUGGCGAACCAUCAAGUCAGGAUACUAAUGGCAAACCUUUGCAGCCAUCGAAGCUAAUGAAGCUGGGAAUAUUAGAUAAUGCUGAAGAAGAACCUAUUGUCCACAAGGGGAAUAUUCGGUUCGAGCAUACGUCGUUGAUUUUCCUCUCACACACCAACAAAUUGAGACUCUUCUUGUGGACAAUUAUCGGGAAAUGGUGGUUCGAUUCUAUCAUCUUCGUACUGAUAGUAGCAAAUUGGGCACUGAUGUCCUUCGAGCCAAUUUAUGUGACGGAAGACAAAACUGUUUGGACCGGUAGUGGUGAGGAGAUUACACUCUGCGUUAUAUACUCCAUCUAUACGUUGGAAAUGAUUAUCAAAAUCAUUGUAUAUGGAUUCAUCAACUUUAACGAUGGUCUGUGGUCGCUGUUUUACUUUUGGAAAUCAAGCAAGGGUAAUGGAGAGGCGAAAGAUAAUCUGGAAGAGUUACCUGGUCAAAGACAGCAGCGUUUUGGACCAAAUGAGAUACCAGUAUCUCCAAUGCCACUUUUUACUAGUCAUCCACGCUCCUCUGUGGAUCUUGGCAAAUUCAAUGUACCAAAUAUCGACGAAGAACCAUUACCUGCUUUGGCUGGCAAACGAUCGGAAAAAUGUCUAACGGACGACGAUGGAAUUCUCGUCAUAUACCACAACGUUUACUUGAGCAGCGGCACAAAUAUAUUGGAUCUAGUAGUUGUGGUCGCUUAUUGGGUCGACUUCAUUCUUAUUCAUUUUGACUAUCCAUGGUGCUCAUUUUUCAAAGGCAUAGCUGCAAUGAAGUGUUUUAAACUUCUCUUUCUUACAGAAGGAACAUCAGUAAUAAUGCAGUCUCUCUCUGAAUGCAGCGACAUGCUCUGGAAUGCGCUCUUCAUUUUCUUCUUCUUCUGGGUGCUGUUUUCGCUGGUCGCUUUGUUCAUUUUCCAAGAGAACUACGCAAGAAGAUGUGUAGUCUAUGAUGACGGCCUGCCAAACGGUCAUUGGGAAGAUUUUGUAGUGGUUGAACCUGAGUUGUUUUGUAGCGGUUUUUAUUCUGAGGAUCCGUCAGAUGGUUCAAUAUACCUACAAGGGCCAUACGAUCUACCCAGCCAAGCAUUUGUCCGAACAGGUACCGGUCUCUUUUGCAAAGUUGGCCAAUUUUGUAUUCAAGACGGCUCCCUUGCACCAUACUGGAAUUAUCUCAAUUUUUUCAACAUCUUUUACGCAAUGGUCAACGUGUUUACGGUAAUUUCCAUCGAAGACUGGUCCUAUAUAAUGUAUGACGCCCAGGAUGGCACCUCAACCAUUGGAUCACCGAUAUUCUUCUGUCUAUGCAUUUACUUUAUGUCGUUCAUUAUGGCUCCAUUGUUUAUUGCUGUUAUUACCACAUCGUUUGCGAGAAUUCGGGGACAGUCUAAGGCGAGUGCGUUCACAGCAAAAAAAAGGAAGACAAAGACAAGACAACUGCAAACGGAUGAAAAGGGCGGCCAGUGGAAGAUUGACACAGGCGAAGGAAUGGACAACAUAGCCAAGAUUCGGGUAUACUGCCAUUAUCUGGUCUCUAGUCAAUAUUUCUUCAUAGCCAGUCAUGUGCUGGUUGCUGCCUACUUACUGACAAUGAUGGUGAAAUCAAAAAGACAUGAACAGUGGUUUUUAACUACGCAGCUUAAUGCCUGGUAUAUUUUGGAAAUCAACUUCACACUAAUCUUACUCGUGGAAAUUAUGCUUCGAUUUUAUGGUGCCAUACCAUAUGAUUCCUUUUGGGAGCAUAAAAGGAAUAUCUUAGAUUUCGUAAUAGCCAUUUCGACAUGUAUCAUACUGAUUCCACCCAUCAGAAACAGCCCGGCUUAUCGAUACUUGACGAUAUUUCAAGUUGUGCGCUCAUACAGGAUCAUAUACUUGCUACCACCGGUUUAUCAUCUGAUUGCGAAUGUCUUGGGCGACGGCGAAGGUGUGCUGAAUUUGUCGUUCUUCACAUUUCUUGUACUUUUCUUAUUGUGUCCUGUUGCUAUGCAACUCUACGGAGGAGACUUUACGCAUGUCGCCGCCACAGAUGAGCCCGUCAUGCGCUUUGACACGUUUUAUCAAAGCUUUUUAGCUUUGUUUCAGAUUUUGACAGGUGAAAAUUGGAACGAAAUACUGUACGAUACCAUGCAAAGCCAAGCAAAUAUAUCAACAGUGUAUGCAGGAUUAUUCGCUAUUUUCUUUUAUUUUGUAGGACACUAUGUCGUGCUCAACCUCUUCAUCGCCAUCGUCAUGGAAAACUUCGACAUGGAUGAGGAUGAAAUGAGAAAGUUGCAAAUCCAAAAAUACGUCAGUGAAAAUAAGUCAAAGCCUGUAAAGAUAGAGAUGGAUAUGAUUGGGAGGCUCGUAUUACCAUUGUGCCACGAAGAGGACAAGAAACCAUUAUCUAUGUCUAAGCUACCUCCAGAUCUGCUGCUCAAUACUCCACAGAAGGACUUUAUCAAAUUCUUGGAUGCGAGGAACGCACAUGAUGUCCCGGAAUCUAAAAAAGCUGGGACACCACGACCUCCGGCGUAUUUAGCCAUCGAAAAUCGUCAACCUACAGAAAUUAAAACUGAAGAAGAUGAUUAUUUAGCGAACCUGGAAAAAGAAUACAAAGAGAUCCAAGUUGAGAACGAAGCUAAAGUCAGGACAUUACUUUUCUUCGCAGAUGACAGCAAAGUUCGAAAUAUAUGUCGCCGCAUUGUCGGAUCUGCAUCCGACCCAGAGCUUGAGAAAAAGAACCUGUAUAAUUGGUUUAUCUUCACCUGUAUCCUACUCAGUGUCAUCUUGAUGGCAAUUGAAGAUCCUGUAGAUCGCUUCGAAGACACCCUUCCGAUACCUUUAGAAGCAUUUUUCUUCACAGAGAUCUCCUUAUUGGCCAUUUUUAUCCUCGACAUCCUCAUACAUAUCAUUGCUGAUGGUCUUCUUAUUUUACCGACAUCUUAUCUGCGCAACUGCUGGAACAUUUUCGACUCGAUUGUGGUUUUAAUUCAAAUAGUGGCAGUAUUUGUGCCAUUAAUGGGCGACAGUCGUGCCGUACCGCUGAUCGAAAGUAUGCGUGGAUUGCGUCUGUUUCGAAUUGUUCGCUACUUUGAGGGAAUUCGCACCAUGUUCGUGGAUCUGCUUCAUGGUAUUCCAAACAUCAUCUGCGCUAGCGUAUUGAUGCUGGUCAUGUACAUCCCAUUUGCGCUCUAUGGAGUCAAUAUCUUUGGCGGAAGGUUUUAUUUUUGCAACGACGGAGAUGCCAACGGAAUCGAUGAUUGCUUUGGAGAAUUUGUUGAAGUUGAUGCUCUGUCUAUCUAUCAACCUAGAAUAUGGGCCAAUCCAUAUGGAUACUCGUUCGAUACCUUUGGCGUAGCUUUGCUACAUCUUGUUGAGAUUACGUCGGGCGAAGGAUGGGUCAACGCCUUGUUUUCUGCUAUGAGCAUUCCGUCAGCAAUAGGUCAACAACCACGAUUUGAUUGGAACUAUGCAGCCAUUUGGAACUCGUUGUUUUAUGUUGCAUUUAUGUUCUUGGGAUCAAUCUUCAUUUUGCAAUUGUUCAUUGGUGUCAUUUUGGAGAACUUUAAACGACGAAGCGGUAUAUCAUCUCUCACAUCGGCGCAACGUCAAUACCAAGAUAUUCAAAGGCGGUUGGCGUCCAUUAAACCGUUCAGAUUGACUGUCAGACCGAAAACAAAAUUUAGGGCUAUGUGCUAUGAUAUGGUGAUUGAUAAAUAUGGAACAUAUUCAAAUUGCAUGUCUGGCGUUGUCAUUUUGAAUAUUGGUUUAUUUGCAAGUGAAUUUUAUCGACAACCGUCUUGGUUGAGCACUUUUCAAGACGACGCCUAUGUUGUAUUCAUUGGCAUCUAUACAGUAGAUGUUAUUAUCAAAAUUACUGCUUUAGGAUUUGCACGCUGGUUUGGAAACAAAUGGAAUAUAUAUGAUGCGGUUGUCACCUUCAUGGCCUUGAUGACAAUCAUACCAAGGUUUAUUGUGACGGAUGUCCUCCCUCUUUUUCUGGAGAAAUUGGUGUUGAUUGCAUUGGCAUUCAGACUUGCUCAACGAAGUCCAGUCCUACAUGAAUUGUUUCUUACCGUUCAGCUGUCGAUUCCAUCCAUCAUUAAUGUAUCAGCAGUCUUCGCCCUCACGCUGUUUUGCUUUGCAAUUAUCUUCAAUCAAUUCUUCGCUUUGGUGCGAUUUGGCCAGUACGGUACUGUUCACGCAAAUUUUCGAACGUUAGCUACCUCGCUUCAAACACUUUUUCGAAUGACUACAGGCGAAGAUUGGAAUGGCUUGCUACACGACUUUACUGUUGACUACCCAAACUGUGUAGCAAAUGUGUCGUACUAUGUCGACUGUGGUUACCCCGUUUUUACAUAUGUUUUGUUUCUCGUUUUCUAUUUCAUAUGUACCUAUAUUUUUGUGAAUUUGCUGACUGUGGUUGUCAUCAGCAAUUUCUCUUAUGCAUUCGAUCGACGAAACGUAUCAACCUUGCUAACACCAAAUGAUUUACGACAAUUCAAAUUUGCCUGGUCUAAACUGGACCCUACCGCCACUGGAUACAUUCAACAGAAGGAUAUUGGAAAGUUACUGCAUAUAUUGGAGGGAAAGCUAGGCAUACGAAUAUACCCCAAACACUUGAGUAUACCAUCUCUGGUGGAGAAAAGCCGCAGACCAUGGAAUUAUCCCGAUAUAGAACCAGAAACACUUUAUCAAAAAUACUUGUCGAACUUGUACAAACAUUUAUCUAUACCUCAUUUUAACACCGAGGAAGUCGCUAAAGCUCUGUCGACUAUGGAUACUAAUGCGGUCAAAGAAGCUAGGAGGAUUUUUAAUUUUAAGUACAAGGAACUGGAAUCAUGUGUUGGACCUCGAGGACUCCCUUUCAGUGUUGCCAUGAAAGCACUUGCACUUUCACUUGUGGACAUUGUUCAAUCUCUUACUUUGAAUGACCUUGUGGAACAAGCAACUCACGAAGCUCUUAUCAAAGAAGCUGUGGCUCUUGAAAAGGCUCGGGGAGUGUUUUUGACCACUAUACAACGCAGAAGGUUCCUUCAAUGGCAAGAAAGUAAUAUAGAGAACAAGCCACUCGACAUUCAGUAUGAUGAUGUCAAGUUCUCACCUACGCUGCAUGACUUGGAACGAUUAAAGCCAUUUCAGCGCUCAGGUCAUACUGCGAUUGAUAUUCCAAGCAUUAUCGUCAGCAACAAGCAUCCUCAGCAUCAUCCGAAUGAAGGUGACGAUACUGCAGAUUAUUUGCAUCCAAAUACAGCGAGACCCAAUUCUACGAGAUACAGAAGAGGUUCAGAUACUUCGUCCGCCAGUAGUGGGCAUAGCCAGCUACACCCAAUCACAACUUCCAGUUCACCGACAAAGUCUUUGAGCAGCUAUGGCAGUGGUGGAUCGGCUGCCAACAGUUUACCAAAUCUGCUUCUGAGUCCGCCUAUGAGUCCGAGCUACGAUAUUCCACAAGGCAUAACGGGUGAUGUUCUCGAAAAUAUGGAAAACAGUGAAUGGCAACAGAUACUUCGCGAUGCUGAUAAAGAUUAGAUAUACAUAAUCAGGAUGUUAUAUAUAUAUAUAUUGGAAGGGCUUGUCAAGCCAGACAUGGAGAAACAUAAUGAAGUUAUUUGCCAGUGCAUGUAUGAUAUGAUAAUCUUUUGUAUUAUAUAAUUGGAAUC